Messenger RNA from Nicotiana tabacum (common tobacco), 472 nucleotides. The record is from RefSeq and is a predicted model, not a curated record. Lineage: Eukaryota; Viridiplantae; Streptophyta; Magnoliopsida; Solanales; Solanaceae.
UGCGGAAACGGAUCCAUCAUUUGCUUCUAUCAAGCCAUUGGACGUCAAACAAAUUUUGCUGCUCUCAUUAGGGACUGGCACUUCUGCAGAUUUUGCUGGGACAUACACAACAAAGGAGGCAGCUAAUUGGGGUCUUGUUUCCGGGCUAUUUCAUAAUAAUUCGAACCCUCUUAGCGAAAUGUUAUCUGAAGCAAGUAUUAUCAUGAAUGAUUAUUACAUCGCCACCAUCUAUAGCCCUCUUGGUGCUGAAAAGAAUUACCUCAGGAUUGAAAAAACUACAUUAACUGGCACUACUACCGAAAUGGAUAAUGCUACAGAGGCUAAUAUGAACUUAUUGGUACAAAUUGGUGAAAACUUGUUGAAGAAACCAGCUUCCAAUGGGAAUCCUGAAACCAAUGAGGAAGAUCUAAAGAGGUUUGCGAAAUUGCUCUCAGAAAGGAAGAAAAAAGGUGCAAACAAAGCCGACUCAUAA